AUGAAGGUGCCUUAUACAGUUUGUGAAUUUGAAGCUGAUGAUGAAAUAGCCACUAUGGCUAGACAUCUUAAUUGUCCGGUUCUUAGUUAUGAUUCGGAUUUUUUUAUUUAUAAUGUAAAGUAUAUACCAUUUAAUACACUUGAAAUGAAACCUAAACAAAUUUUAGAAAACAGUGAUAAAGUCCAUGCCAUGGAAUGUAAGAUUUAUAAAGUGGAGUACUUGGUCCAUAACUUUGGAGGGCUAAAGGAAGAACUGCUUCCAUUGCUGGCAACUUUACUUGGCAAUGACUUUGUUAAGAAGAAACAAUUUAAAAAGUUCUUUUCUCAACUGAAAUUACAAAAAAGUAAAAAGAAAAAAAAUGAGCAGCAAAAAAGCAUUCAUGCUUUGUUUAAAUGGUUGCAGAAUGAAUCUCUUGAUUCUGCAAUAGCUAAAAUAUUAGGCAGAAUGAAAAAAAAACAAAAGGAUAAAGUUUUCACCAUUAUUUCUAAAAGUAUAAAUGGUUACCAUAGAAAACAUUGUCGGUCAUUGAAAUAUUUUAAUAUCUCUGAUGAAGAAUCAAUCGAUCAAUUAGAUAUGAAAUUGCCAGAAGAUACACUUUACAAUGAUAACAAUAAUUAUGAUGACUAUGAGGGGGACAGGGAAGACAGUGAAAAUAAAGAUUGCAUGGAUGAAAAUGAUUCUGAAAUAUUAGAUAACGAAGAAAGUGAUAAAAGUGACUCAUCAGAUGAGCAAAACGAACUUGAUGAUGGUGAUGAUGAUGACCUUAAUUGUAUACCAGAAUGGUUUGCAGAUGGUAUACGAUUGAAUCAUAUUCCCAAGCCAUAUAUAAAUCUUUACACACAUCAUUUACAUUUUUGUUCUCCACAAGCUGAAGACUAUUCUGACAAGGAUUCAUUUCUGUGUGCUUUACCUAUAAUAAGAUAUGCUUUUGAUAUUCUCACCGAUUUUUCCCAAGAAAGUUUUGUUUAUGUUAGUAGGGAAAGUGAUUGCAAUUAUCAGCGACUAUUUGUAAAUAGAGAGUAUUCUAUUUCAAGACCUUUAGAAAUAUCAUAUCAUGAAUUAUCCACUGAACAGUUAAAACAAUAUUUUUAUCAUUUUCUCAACCAAAAGCUUCCCUUAUUAGAUCUCGGUAUGAUAGAAUUAUUGCCAACAAAUUCUCAAUUAUUUAUGAUUUCUCUUUUAUGGUGGGUAGCAAACUGUAAUGUGCCUUUAGCUCAUAUCCACAGUUUAAUGAUGAGCUAUAUAGUUUUGGAAGUUGUUGAUGAGAAAACUGGAACAUUCCGAGGGCACAAUUUCUUCAAUAAUAAACACUCAAAGAAACUUGAAGAAUUAAAAAAGAGACCUUCUCUUAGCACUUCAAUAGAAGACAAUCUCCUUUUUAAUAAGCAUAAGGUUCAAUAUGAAGAUUGCCUCAUAGCUGCAAGUGUACUUUUGAAGCAUUUUGAAAUUGAUGAUAGUAUAAGAAAAAGACCUAAAAGUUAUGAUGUGAGAAAGAUACAUUCAUUUGCCCAAUUUCAAUGUUGCUUACAGCAGUUUAAUAGUUUAAAUAAUUUAUGUCGCAGUCCAUUUGAAAGUACAAAAUACUCAAAAUGUUAUAAUGGGACUUUUAUUUACAAUUUAGCACUAAAAUUAGAGAAUCAAACUGAACCUAUUAAUUUUAUGGAACAAUAUUUGAAAGGUGCUACAAGUGUAUUGAUGUUUUAUAAAAGCAUGAGCCAUAUUUUGAAUAAACUUAUGAAUGUUAUGAAUCUUACAACUGUAAAAUGGAGUCAUAGAAAAAGAUCAAGACGAAAAAAGAAUUUUUGUAAUAAUGAGGAUAUAGCAUUUAUUAUUGAAGGAUUUGAAUCUAAUGUUGUAAUUUAA
Parnassius apollo (apollo) is the source of this 1863-nucleotide messenger RNA. The record is from the annotation of a GenBank genome assembly. NCBI's taxonomy places the organism in Eukaryota, Metazoa, Arthropoda, Insecta, Lepidoptera, Papilionidae.